GGCCGAAGGGGGGACACGUGGUUCGAAUCCUCUACGUCAAACCCUAUCUCUCUCCCUCUUCGUACCUUCUCCAUCACUUUACCCCCAAUUGUCAAUAUUCCAAUUCCAAACCCUAACCCUAAAACCGAUCCCUCCUCUGAUGAAUUUCACCACGCAAACCUCUCCGAUUUCACAAUCGCUUUCAAUUCCCUGACCCUCGGAAAACCCAUUGCUUCACUCGCAAUUCUUCUUCUUCUUCGAUGGAGGGCUCUGCGGAGGAUCUCGGAGCCCCGGAGUCAUGGGAGGUCGCCGAUUUGGACGAGUCCAUGAACCGCUUGAACCUCUUGCUCAAGGAUUCCAAGCCGCCUCCUCGCGACCACACCGAUGAUUCUCCUCCUCCUUCGUCUAGUGGUGAUAAGGUCUCUGAUGAUGCCAUCAACCAGGUUGAUCAGUUCCUUGGUGAAGCGAUUCAAAACCCUCGCGAACGCCUUUCAAUUUUGCGGAUUGAGCAAGAUGUUGAGAAUUUUAUUCGUGAUCCUAAUCAACAACAGCUUGAGUUUAAGGAGCUUCCAACAUCCUAUUUAAGGUUGGCUGCACACCGAGUGGCUCAGCAUUAUUCGUUGCAGUCAAUGGUUUUACUGGAUAAUAGUUUACCGGAUGGUUCUGGGUCAAUAAUUAUUGUGCGUAAAACCUCUGAAUGUAAGCUUCCUAUUAUUCGCCUUGCCGACAUCCCAGUAAAAGUAGCUUCAGAAAACAAUGCUGUCAUUAAGGUUGCAAUCAAACAGAGGCCGCAGAAGCGGACACAGAUUAUGAGCAAUGCGAAUUCAAGCUCAAGGAAGAAUAGUGACUCUAAUAAAAGUGUGGAGGAGAGGAAAGAGGAAUAUAAUCGGGCUCGUGCUAGGAUCUUCAACUCUAGCAAUAAUGGUGGUGCAGUGAGUGGGAAGCCAGAAUAUGAAUCAAGGCAGCAGGACAACUCAUUGCAUGGUUCCUUGGGGGUUGCUAAGGGGGAAGACAAAUCUGCUUCUGUAUCUGAUGUUAAUUCCAGUAGGGGGCUGGUUGAUUCUUCUAUGAAUACCAGUAGGGGGCUGGCCGAGUCUUCUAUUAGUGCCGGUAGGGGGCUGGUUGAGUCUUCAAUAAAUACCAGUAGGGCUAGAAGUAGGGCAGAGAAGGAUUCAGUUGGUAGAUACAGGCAAAAUAAUAGGGUUGCUAUAUUCCGAGACCGUGAGGUUGAGCGCAAAGAUCCUGAUUAUGACAGGAACUAUGAAAGGUAUAUGCAAAGAUUUGAUCCUGGGUUUGGGUUCAAUGGAGGACCGUACACAAUGCAGCCACUGUAUGCACCGGUAGUGAAUUACAAUACUGAGUUUCCACAGCUUGGAUCCGCUCAUGGACCCCAACUUUCUGCUGAACACCAACCACGACCUUUCCCGCAGCAUAUACCUGGGUCUUGGGCUACACAACCAGCACCUGCUGCAAUUGGAUAUGGACAUCCAGAGUCCAUGAUGCCUCCAUUUAAUCCUAGUCAAGUUGGUGCACACUCCUCAUCAACCAUGUAUUUGCAUUCAUCCCAAUAUCCCUGUCAACACCCUGGGAUGCCUUUUAUCCAUCAUGAACAUAUUCACCAACCCUUUGCACAGUCACAUCAGCAACCACCUGAUGCAAGUUUUGGAUUGGCCCGGCCCCGGUGAGGGGCGUGGGCCAUGCCUGCACUCAAUCAGCUUCAGCCAUGCAAUUAAGAUGAUGGGCUGCUGCCUGCAGCUCCAAAUUUCUUUUAGCUGAUUAGAGUGCAGGCCAUAUAGGCCGAGUUUGGCUGGGAUGGAUUUGUUUCUGAAAAAUCAACUUACCAACAUUGUUCCGUUCCUCCCAUCUCGGUUUUGCGAGGGUGCUUCUUGCAUUUUCCCUCGGUCCAUGAUCGCUCUUGUGCACAUUCAAAUUUUUUAUGAGGAGCUUUUUAGAGCACAUAUGCUGCUGUUCAUGAAGAAGAGUGAAUUGAGCACUUCUUCAGAGCUGAAGAAGCUUGUUCUUGACUUGGAUGAAGCUAUAGCUUCCUGAAGAGCUUAAGGAGUUUCCGAUCUUGCUUCAUUUGCCUUCAGAUUGCAGGAAUUUAGUAUACUGAUGUUACUUGUCGUUGUUGUUCGUUCAAUAUGAUUGUCAUCCUUAAUCUUAUGUAUAAUACAUGACAAACUUCUAUGGACUUGAGAUUGUAUAUUUAACUACAUUCUUACAAUCUUUUUCUGCAUUUACUUAUUAUUGUAUGGGUUAUGUGCUUUCA
Molecule: messenger RNA, 2248 nt
Organism: Lotus japonicus
Lineage: Eukaryota; Viridiplantae; Streptophyta; Magnoliopsida; Fabales; Fabaceae
Exons: 5
Coding region: 240-1664 (474 amino acids)
Molecular function (GO): nucleic acid binding
Source: RefSeq, a predicted model, not a curated record